AUGCCCGCUGCACCCUCUGCAGGAGAACAUCAUCGCGGUUCCCUUCAUAUAGCAGCUUCGUCCGUUAUUCCGCUUAUAUGCUUCACAACGAUUUGGAUCACCACAUCUGUUGGGCAGGUUGUCUUGGUGAAGUACUUCCAGUUGGUGCUGAAUCCUCAGCUGCCCUGGCUGCUGGCUGAUCUGGCCGGAAUAGGAUUUGUCAUCGUCAUUCCAAUGUACAUCUUUUUCUGUGUGAAAAGAGUUCGCUAUGAGAAAAAGGAGCGCAUCGGAUCGUCUACUCUGGGAGAUCUGUUUUGGGCACCGUAUGGUACGGGGAGAAUAAAAUACCAUAUUUUGGGCGGCCUUCUUACAGGGUUUCAGCUACUCUGUAUUUCUUUCGCAUUGAAGAUGCUGCCAGGCAGUACUUUCACGGUGGUCCGCGGUAGCGAGCUUUUGAUCACUCUGAGUCUAUCGCUGUUCUUUUUCGGAAAACCUUAUAACAUGUACCACUACCUUGGCGUGAUAGCGAUGAUUAGUGGAGGCGUGAUGGUUUCUAUGGCCACCGCCGAGCAGGAGAAGGUCCAUCGUGAGGGAAUCAAUGUCGCCGCUGGAGCCGCUAUCACGUUCUUCGGCGUGGCAUUUACGAGCUGCUCCCAAGCCGUGUUGGUUGAAUGGCUGUAUCACCACAAUGUGAUGGUGAAGAAGCGAUAUGAUCAUCUUAUGGAAAUAUCAUUAUAUACGACUUUGUGGACGGCGAUUGUGCUAAUAGUUGGCACUUAUUUUUUCUCAGGAGGGGAAUAUCAUUUAUGGGGAACUACUAUUUCGGAAGCGAUAUCUGCCUCCCCGGUCACCACAUGGCUGUGCCUUAUCGGUCUGACUAUCUCUCGUGCUUUGGCCAUGACCACCAAAGUCGGCGUAACUGUGCACUCGGACGCCAUGUUCAACAGGUCGCUCACUACCAUCCGUAGGGUCUGUCAGAUAUCGUCCAUGGCUAUCUUAUUCCACGAGCAUCUUUCGGCUUUGGCAUUGAUUGGUAUAUUUGUGAGCAUCGCCGCGAGUUCGCUCUAUGCUGCUGCAGACUUCAUCCAUGUGAUGCUCGGUCAGCGUCCCUUGGGGCUCGGAGGUCUACUGGUUGUCUUGGUGAAGUACUUCCAGACGAACUUGCAUCCGCAGCUGCCAUGGUUGCUGGCUGAUCUCGCGGGCGUUGGGUUCAUAUUUGUGAUUCCUUUCUAUAUCGCCUUCUGCUUAAGAAGAGUGAAGUUCGAAAAGGAAAAAGAGGAAAAUCCCUCGACGAUGAUGGAUUUGUUCAUGGCACCAUAUAGAACUGGCAGGAUCAAGUGGCACAUUUUGGGAGGACUUUUCACCGGCUGCCAACUCCUCUGCAUCUCCUUUGCAUUGAAGAUGUUGCCGGGCAGCACUUUCACUGUGGUCCGUACUUGCGAGCUCCUCAUCACUCUAGUCAGUUCGAUCGUACUGUUGGGGAAGGUCUUCAAUCGUUUCCAUUACGUCGCCGUAGCGGCGAUGCUCAUUGGGGGUGCUAUUGACUCCUUCGCUACGCAGCAUGAUGAUAAGGUGUCAAAGCAGGAUGUCCAGGUCGUGGCUGGAGUGCUUAUUACUUUUUUCGGCGUGGCGCUGGCGAGCUCGUCCCAAGCAGUUCUGGUCGAGUGGCUGUAUCAACACAACAUCAUGGUUAAGAAGCGAUAUGAUCACUUAAUGGAAAUCUCCCUAUACACCACGUUCUACACAUGUGUCGCUCUGAUGCUCGGAACGUUCCUGUUCUCUGGAGAUGAACCUCAUUACUGGUACCAGGCUCUCAGUGAUGCCAUUCGAGCUGCUCCGUUUACUACUUGGUUGUGUCUUAUCGGCUUGACUAUGUCUCGUGCAGUGGCCAUGACAUCGAAAGGUUGGUGUCACGGUCCACUCGGACGCUAUGUUCAACAGAUCUCUCACUACACAAACCUCGGUGCUCGCAGGAGCGCACGCCUCGCUGCCAAGGAAGGCGCGACGGCACCACUUUUACAGGAAAACCACGUCCUGGGAAAAGCUGCUUGA
Messenger RNA from Perkinsus marinus ATCC 50983, 2031 nucleotides. RefSeq lists its product as hypothetical. Lineage: Eukaryota; Perkinsozoa; Perkinsida; Perkinsidae. The coding region runs from base 1 to 2031 and encodes 676 amino acids. The transcript is spliced from 18 exons. Gene Ontology annotation, cellular component: membrane. Gene Ontology annotation, molecular function: purine nucleoside transmembrane transporter activity. The record is from RefSeq and is a predicted model, not a curated record.